AUGGCAAGCUCGGCUUCCCUGGAGACCAUGGUGCCCCCGGCCUGCCCGCGCGCUGGAGCGUCGCCGGCCACUUCCAAGACGCUGGCCUUCUCCAUCGAGCGCAUCAUGGCUAAGACGUCGGAGCCCCGUGCGCCCUUUGAGCCCCGACCCGGGGCACUGGAGGCGGACGGCGGCCAGGGCAAGAAAUUGCUCAACCUCUGCUCACCGCUGCCCUGUAUGAUCCCCCUCCAGCCCCUAGGCUACGAGGUGCCGUCCAAGACGCUGCUCAGUUACUCUGAGCUCUGGAAAAGCAGCCUCCGGGCGGGCGGCGGCGGCGGAGGAGGAGGCGGCGGCGGCGGCGGCGGCGGGGGGGCCCCGGUGUGCGGCGCCAGCGGCUUGUGCAAAACCAACUGUGGCGUGUGCUGCAAGGCCGAGCUGGGCCUGGCGCCGUCUGCGCUACCCGCGGGCAGGGUCAUCAAGCCGCAGGUCAUCAACCAGGCAGUGGGGCUUCCGGCCAGCGGCUCGCUCUACUACUUCAACUACCUGGACUCUGCCGCGUACCCGCCGUCUGAGCUCCUGGGCGGCCACCUCUUCCCGUCCGGCCUCCUCAACGCACAGGCCCCCGCUGCCCUGGCUGCGCACCCCAAGCUCUUUUUGCUGGAGAACGCCAAGUUGGCCGGCCUGGCCUCAGACAAGUUCCCCCAUCCGGCCCCCUAUGCCCAUAAGGAGCGCCUGCCCGCGCCACUGGAGCAGGUGCUGAAGGAGAACUCAGCCCUGACCGCCGAGCGCGGCGGCGUCAAGGGCCACAGCAAGCUGCCUGGGGGCUCCGCGGACGGCAAGCCCAAAAACUUCACCUGUGAGGUGUGCGGCAAGGUAUUUAACGCUCACUAUAACCUCACCCGCCACAUGCCGGUCCACACCGGAGCCAGACCGUUCGUGUGCAAAGUCUGCGGCAAAGGCUUCCGCCAGGCCAGCACGCUCUGCAGACACAAAAUUAUCCACACCCAGGAAAAGCCGCAUAAAUGCAACCAGUGCGGCAAAGCCUUCAACCGCAGCUCCACGCUCAACACACACAUUCGCAUCCACGCGGGCUACAAGCCCUUCGUCUGUGAAUUUUGCGGCAAAGGCUUUCACCAAAAAGGGAACUACAAGAACCACAAGCUGACCCACAGCGGCGAGAAGCAGUACAAAUGCACCAUCUGCAACAAGGCCUUCCACCAGGUCUACAACCUGACUUUCCACAUGCACACCCACAACGACAAGAAGCCUUUCACGUGCGCCACUUGCGGCAAAGGGUUUUGCAGAAACUUUGACUUAAAGAAACACGUGCGCAAACUCCACGACAGCGGGGGUCCCACCACCCCCUGCACAAAGGACCUGACUCGGACAGUGCAGAGCUGA
Messenger RNA from Lagenorhynchus albirostris (white-beaked dolphin), 1380 nucleotides. It is a transcript of the gene FEZF2, whose product is annotated as FEZ family zinc finger 2. The transcript has 4 exons. Gene Ontology annotation, biological process: regulation of transcription by RNA polymerase II. NCBI's taxonomy places the organism in Eukaryota, Metazoa, Chordata, Mammalia, Artiodactyla, Delphinidae. Gene Ontology annotation, molecular function: DNA-binding transcription factor activity, RNA polymerase II-specific; RNA polymerase II cis-regulatory region sequence-specific DNA binding. The coding region runs from base 1 to 1380 and encodes 459 amino acids. The record is from RefSeq and is a predicted model, not a curated record.